UGCUGUUUUUUAAUUUAGUGCUAAAAACUACGCGACGUUUUUGUGGAUUUCUCCACAUUCCGCAGCCUCGGCGUUCUCAGCGUCGCGUCGCGUCACGUCUUGACCGCUCUUUUUGGUCAACAACAAUCACCAGAUAUCUAAGCAAAGCCGAGAAGAGGUGGGGGGGGGAGGGGAGAUUCAGGUGCUCGGAAAAAUGAAACACCAUCACAAGCUCACGGUGGGGUUAUGUCUCAUUUGGGCAGCCACGAUCCUCUACGGCGAAAUGUUCACCUUCUGGGUUCCUUCUCUAUUCACUUGUUCUUGGCCUCACCAUAAUAAGAGUGAUGGGAAUUUUACUAAAGUGGCCAUUGUUACUGAUCCCCAGCUCAUGGAUAAGACAUCGUUUCGUUUGUCGUCAAAGACACUUGCUUUAGAGCUUGCUCAGUUUUAUACUGAUAUAAACAUGCGGAGAUCGUUCUUUCAGUCUGUCUUGCCCUUCAAACCAGAUGUUGUUUUGUUUUUAGGUGAUUAUUUCGAUGGUGGGCCAUUUCUGCCUGAGGACGAAUGGCAGGAAUCUUUAAGCCGGUUUAAACAUGUAUUUGGUGUGAAUUCACAAGGCAAAGUUGGGGACAUCCCUACAUUUUACAUCCCUGGGAACCAUGAUGUUGGCUAUUCUAGGGUUGCGUCCCAUAAGCAAGACGUGAUUGAUCGAUAUCAAAAAGUUUUUGGGAUCAGAAACCGCAGAUUUAUGAUUGGAAGUGUUGAGUUCAUCAGUAUUGAUGCACAAGCUAUUGAUGGGAAUCCUCAAAAGGUUCUGGCAUCAGAAGUUUGGAAGUUUGUACACAAUGUCUCCACGGAUGCACAGUCACAUCCUAGAGUUUUAUUGACCCACAUCCCAUUAUAUCGGCCUGAUCAAACCCCAUGCGGCCCUCACCGUGGUGUUUCUGUCAUUGAUCAGCGGUUUUGGCGCCAUUUUCAAGAUCAAGAAGUAAUAUACCAGAAUUAUGUUACUUCAGAAGCAUCAAAGAAGUUAUUGGAGUUGAUCAAACCCAUCAAAACUCAUCUGAUCUAGAUAAAAUGUUACACACCCAAUUAUGCUUUCUUCCGUGCCAAUUAUACAUUUACAUGUGGUACCUUUCUCUGUUCGCUAUGUCCCUUCUUGCUCUCCUUCUCUGGCCAAAUCAUGGGAUAAGUUUCUUAAACAACGCUGCAGACUGUAUCUCAAAUGUGAUGAAGUCAAGCUUUUUAAGCAACGUCACGAAGGAGAAGAACGAUGAUGAGAACUGUGAGUAUGAAAUGGUAUGGGACGCAGAAGGAUCUAUGCAUCUUGUGAAGAAAGUUCUUCAAACUCCCGUGAAACGUCAAAGCGAUAAACCUCUUGUAGAAAAGGGUAAUGCGGUGUUGAGAUCAGCGGCUAGAAAGAACACUAACGAACAGAUUGAGCUUGUGAUGAACUCAGAUGUAAAUGCAACUGCUGGUGGGUCUGAUCCUCUGAUGAGAUCAGCAUCAAAAUCAAGAACAAAACUUGUGAUCCAGAGAGUGAUACGUACAAUCAUGAUGAUCAUCGUCAUUGCGGCAUUAAACGUUCCCAUUUACAUGAUGUUGCUGUUCAAGGAUUGGAUUGAGCAGGAGGGAUAAAUCUGAUUGACGUGAAAUUUUGGAUUAAGCAAACUAUCAUCUGUAGGAUUUGUGGUGAAAAGUGAAAGCUGUUGUUGUAUUAUUAGAAUAUAUGGGAAUCAAAAGAAACAUGUUGAGUCUAUAUGGUUCAACAUAACCAUAGACUUGUUUAUUUGGUCU
This is a messenger RNA of Camelina sativa (false flax), 1776 nucleotides long. NCBI's taxonomy places the organism in Eukaryota, Viridiplantae, Streptophyta, Magnoliopsida, Brassicales, Brassicaceae. The record is from RefSeq and is a predicted model, not a curated record.